Pelagomonas calceolata is the source of this 2326-nucleotide messenger RNA. Lineage: Eukaryota; Pelagophyceae; Pelagomonadales; Pelagomonadaceae. The record is from the annotation of a GenBank genome assembly.
GUGAAGGUGGCUCCGUUUCUCGCAGCUCCCGAGCAAGCGCCCCGCCGCGCCGCGCCGUUACACGCCGCCUCCCAGCCGCGCCGCCGCUCCGCCGUACGUGGCCGCGCAUCGCCCCGCGCCCGCCGCACGCCCCAACCAGCGCGAAGGGCUGCCCCCGGCGCCGCCACGCGGCAGCCCGAACCCGGCAUCAAGACAGGAUGGGAAAGUGGUGGUGGGAACACCCACCGCCGCCGCCCCCCGACCUCUGGACGCUCGAGGGCUGGUUCAUCGUCUUCUUAGCUUAUGUGGUCAUCCCCGGCUUCUUCUACGGCCUCUACCGGGGGAUAAAGGCGGUAAUCAUGGUAGAGGCCACCUUACGACGCGAGCGCAUCCGCAAGGAGCUCGAGCGCGAGGCUGGGAGUUCGCCCAAGCGCACUACGAAAGGCAAGCGCCGCGCGUCGACGGUCGAGAAGUUGCUGGGGCAGGACGAGAUGACGCGCCUCCAGACGGCCUUUGCGUGGGGCCCGGCUGCGGCCUUCUGGUGGACCGCACGUAGAACAAUCGUGGAGACGGACCUGUGCGCGCCGGGCGCCUUCUUCUUCGCCGUGUUCCCGCCCUACUGCGGCUGGGCGCGGUCCACGCAGACGCUCUUCCUCACGUCCUUCUUCGCCGUUACGAUCACGCUGAUUGGCUACACGUCCGUGAAAUUUGCCGAGUGCUUGGAGUUUAUGUAUGAGAAGUCGUACGGUCUUCAUCGCCUCUGGUCGCACUUCCAGCGCCUCGUGCACCGCCAGCGGCCGGCGUUGAUGUGUGUGUGCGUAUUGCUGGGCAACAUUGGGGCGCAUCGAUUUCCACUUUUACCCGCGGAAACGUAUUGUGGACACGGUUCUACGUUCCUGCACACGCGCCUCUGCCGGUCGUCGACGGUGUGGUGCGCGCUGCCCGCGGGUCAUUUGUUGUGGGGGUCCCACCUGCGGUUCAGCUGCGCGAACGGGGGCAGCGCCAACACGUGGCACUGUCUCAGUUUAUUGCUCGGGACGCUCAAGUACUCGCUGAUCUUGCAGGCCGCCGCGGCUUGGUGUGAGGCGGCGCUCUACGCGUCGGAGGACGUGUCCCGGCGCCGCGCGAAGCGCAAGGCCCAACGCAUCACGGCGGAGCGGACCCUGGACUGCCGCGUCGACGGCGCGGUCGUCGCCAAAGCUUCUGGCGCGGAGGUCGUCGUGCGCGCGGCCGGCGACGGCUGCCACGUCUCCAUCACGGGGACCGCGGCCCAGGUCGCCGCGGCCAAGAAGUUGGUCCAGGAGGCGUGCGCCGCGGCCCCGGAAUCAGAGUCGGAGCCCGAAGAGGAGUCGGAGUCGGAGUCCGAGUCGGAGGAGCGGGCCGCGGCCAAGCUUCGAGGGUUAGUGGAGGUCUACGCGAAUUUUCCGGACCGACCGCUGUCGGCCGCGGACGCCGACGAGUUGAAUCGAUUACGAGACAAGACCUGCGGGAGUGAAGGUGCUGCUAAAGAUAGACAAGCGGCCAAACGGCUCCUGAGGAAGCGCUCCGAGGCGGCCCAGCCGGAGGCACCGGAGCCGACCUCGGAGCCGGAGCCGGAGCCUGAGCCGGAGCCGGAGCCGGAGCCGGCCCAGGUGCCGCAAGGGCCAUCGGCGGCCGAACUGCGAGCCGAGCGGUUACGCGUCGCGCGGGAGCGCCAAGACGCUCUCCGCAAGCAGACGUCCGUUGAGGAGUCGAAAUGCGAGGAGGAGGAGGAGCCCAUCGCGCGCGAAGGCUACGAGACGGUGGCACGGAUUCUCGCGGCCGUCGGCGAGACGCGACUCCUCCCGCUCUUCGAGGCGCAGGAGAUUGAUGAUGUUGUGCUGCCGUCGCUCAAGCCCACGGACCUCGUGGACCUCGGCGUCUCGCCCGGGGCCUGCCUCGCGAUCCUGGGCCCGUCGGCCGGCAAGGCGAAGAAGAUCGAGGCGUCGGCCGAGGCGAUCCUGCACGACGUCGCGACGCACCAGAGCGUGCUGGAGGACGAGCUCCGCCACCACCGCGCCGAAAUUGAGCGGCUGCGCAUUUCUAGGGACGAGCUGCCCGAGGACCUGUGCUGCCCGAUCACGUGCGAGCUCAUGAAGGACCCGGUGAUCACGGCGGACGGGACGACGUUCGAGCGCUGCGCCAUAAAGGAGUGGUUUGAAACCGGCGCGCGGACGUCGCCGACGACGAACGAGCCGCUCGAGAACCUCACGCUCAUACCCAAUCACGUGUGCAAGCGACUCAUCACCGCGCUCCUCGAAGAACGCGGGGGUGUGUCCGCUUAGCUCCCCUACUUGCUGCUCCCCUGCUACUAAGAUGUAUACUAGUA